Messenger RNA from Brassica napus (rape), 2730 nucleotides. RefSeq names its product protein SUPPRESSOR OF PHYTOCHROME B 5. The coding region runs from base 799 to 1206 and encodes 135 amino acids. NCBI's taxonomy places the organism in Eukaryota, Viridiplantae, Streptophyta, Magnoliopsida, Brassicales, Brassicaceae. The record is from RefSeq and is a predicted model, not a curated record. The transcript has a single exon.
UUCAUUAAAGCUGUAACUACAAAACGUAAACAUGGAUGAUAUAUAAGAGUCAUGCAAAUUUGAAUUCGAUUCGCUUGAGUAUAAUGUUUUUGACCAGUUAAAUCAUGGUUUAUAAUUCUCGAGUACCGAAAAACAUAACCUUUUAGUGGACUCUGUUUGUUUCUAUUUAAACUAGCAAGAUUAUGAAAUACAUGUGGAUUGAUUUGUGUUUUGCUUAUUUAAAUAUGACAAAGACAAAACAUUGAAUAACGAUUAAUAUUGUGUUUCUUCAAGCGCUUUCUUUUGCUAUACUGUUUUGCUAUUUUGUUAAAUUUUAACUAUUGGAUGGGUAUAUUUGUCUUGUAUUAUUUAAGUCAUGUAUAUUAAUUUUAGGUUGUGAGCUGUCUUUUGGGUCAGAAAGAAGAUGAGAGAUAAAUAGCAUUUCUCAGGUGUUUUAAAUACAACCUCUUUCUCCAUGUCUAUCUCCAUCUCUCCCACCCAACUCCCUUAUCUUUUUUUUAAGUCAGCCUCCCUUAGAUAUCUUUAGGUUUCCAUGAAAAAAAAACCCAAGUAAUUUCCAUUGUUCCUCUUUUGCGAAGAAUAUUUAUUUUUUACAAAGCAAUAAUAACUCAUAUUAUUUUGAAAAAAACUUGUUAAACAUGCAUUCACACACGCUCUUACAUAUAUAAAUAGCUUCUCGUGGUGACGGUCUCACUCUAGGGUUUUUUCUUGUUGGUCUCUAUUCUUGGGUCUUUUUGUUUCCUCUUCUGUUAUUUAAAUAAAUAUAUACACUAAAAAGAGUAGUGAUUAUAUUAAAAAAUGGAGUCUGGAAAGAUCUUUGGAUCCGAUGAGGAUUCUCGCAGCUGUGAAUCUGGAUGGACAACGUAUCUAGCCUCGCUCUCUAAUGACCAUGACCAAGACUGUUACCAUGAUGAUGAUGGUGACGAAGAUAGCGAUGGUGGUGACUCAAUGGACUCUGAUGCAUCUUCUGGUCCCAUGGAAGCCACUGCAAAUCUCAAACUUCCUCAAGAGAUCGCCGAGCAAAACUCUAUAAAGAAAAAGAAUAAGAAGACUAAUGAAGAGAUGAUUUUGAUGGAGACUAGGGUUCACAACAACAAUCAUGAUGAUGGUGAUGAUCAUGAAUUUGAUGAUGAUGAUGAUGAUGGUAAUGAUAGCUACAGUGCAGUUCAUAGUUACGUUGGUUUUCGGUUAGACAAGAAGAACUAAUUUGAUUUUUGAUUUCAUGUUUAUGUUUACUUAAAUUUAUGUUCCAGUGUUUUCUAUUUAUAUGAUCGAAUGUUCUGUCCUCAUGUCGUUUACGUUUUUAGUUUUAAUGACGGAAAAUUAUUAUCUUCCUGCUAAUUAAUUACAUAUAUAGCCCAUUUGAUUACCACUGUUACUCCAGUAGCGGUGAUUAUAGUACUGAUACAGUGAUGAAGGUGAUGAUGAGGGUGACUAUGGUGAUGAAUGAUAAUGAAGUAGCUAGGGUCUCUUGAGAUGUACAUCAAUGCAUCCAUUAUGGGUUUCUUAAUGGUUUCCAUAGUACCCCAUUAUGCCUUCUUUCUAAUUUCUAUGUUCUAUCUAGCUAUAUUCAUUUUUCAUACUACUAGUCUACUACUAAUUAAAAGAAAUAUACUGAUUAUCUUCCCACGAAUAUUGUGUUGGUGGUUUUUUUAUUUUAUUAAUGUUAACUGAUAUUGUGUUGAUGUUGCUUAAGAAUUGGCACAGUUGUAUUUUGUAUGUAUAAGCUCGUAACCUAAUUAUUUCAGCAUGUGUAUAGACAAUUCAGGAAGAGCAGCUACACUCAUAGACGCAUUUUAGGAUACCUUUGUUUACUACAUUUCUUCGCAUUCAUGAGAAGUUUUUUUAUAUAUUAAUUAGAAACAAAUUUUUUUUGAACAUUAUUAGAAACAAAUUUACGACCAAAGUUUAAACAAAAACAAAAAUUUUACGACCUAUAACAGGAAAAAAAAACAGAUAAAAGUGAAUUGUUUGUCUAUUUUAUAGGGGGCGUUACAUAAUGCACAAUUCUACUGAACAACAUGUCAAAAGAUGUCAAGAACUCAAGUAGUCUUGACAUCUUUUAAUCAGUAAAAUCCUUUACACUAACUGGCUGAACAAAUGUCAAAAAAAUCUCUGCAGGUACAAGAAAUAUGAACACUUAAAAGAAAAAAUAGAAAAAUAUGUUGCAUAGAUUUGGUUCAUAAACUAUGGACACAUUACACAUACACACACACACGUGCACACAGUGUAAGUUGUAUAUAAUUGAGAUAACGAGAAAUAAAAUGAGAAACCAUCAUCUUUGGUUGUAGCUUAAGUACAGACAGGGAAACAUGUUUCGUGACCAUAAGGGACAUAUCUCUUCUGCACGUGUAUCUCUCUGCAAUUCAUUUUUAUUUUUUUGUCGUUUUACCCUAAAUUUUUUUGCGACAUUUGUUCACAUGCAUCCUCCUGCAGUAACUACACAACUACAAAUUGAUAGUUUGAUACCAACAUCGAAUCCCAAGAUUCGUUUCCCAAAUUUUAUUUAGGAUUUGAUCCAGAGAAUGUUUAGAAAAAACCUACGGGUUCCACUAUAUGGUUUAUAAUUCAAUUAAACAUAUAGGGUUUACAAGUGAAUGUUUUAAUAGAUGUAUUUAAAAACACUUAAAAUAUAUGGUUUUGAAACAAUACGAUUAUAGAGUGAAGAGUAUCCCUCCUAAGCUUGCUGAAGCUCACAGCACAGUUUUUGGCUCAGUAUGGGACCGGUUU